This is a messenger RNA of Hypanus sabinus (Atlantic stingray), 1549 nucleotides long. It is a transcript of the gene arpc2, whose product is annotated as actin related protein 2/3 complex, subunit 2. The transcript has 11 exons. Gene Ontology annotation, cellular component: Arp2/3 protein complex; actin cytoskeleton. NCBI's taxonomy places the organism in Eukaryota, Metazoa, Chordata, Chondrichthyes, Myliobatiformes, Dasyatidae. The coding region runs from base 167 to 1186 and encodes 339 amino acids. The record is from RefSeq and is a predicted model, not a curated record. Gene Ontology annotation, biological process: Arp2/3 complex-mediated actin nucleation; actin filament polymerization. Gene Ontology annotation, molecular function: structural constituent of cytoskeleton; actin filament binding.
GUGACAGGAAGGCGGUGCGUCAGGCGCGGGAGGGGCACUUUGAGCUUCGGAGUCGGAAGUGAUUUGCGGCCUGUGUCCAGGGUCUGGAAUUUGUGGACUGUACAAGAUCCCGAAGUCCCUUGGCCGGCCCCAGUAACGAGUUCCGAACCUCAGCAGUACCGGCACCAUGAUCCUGCUGGAGAUCAACAACCGCAUUGUGGAGGAGACGCUCACCCUGAAACUGGAGAACGCUCUGGCCGGCAAUAAACCGGACACAGUGGAGGUCACUUUUGCAGAUUUCGAUGGGGUUCUCUACCACAUUUCCAACCCGAACGGGGACAAAACUAAGGUGAUGGUCAGCAUCGCCCUGAAGUUCUACAAGGAGCUGCAGGAUCAUGGGGCAGAUGAGUUACUGAAGCGAGUAUACGGCUCCUACCUUGUCCCUUCUGAACCAGGGUACAAUGUAUCUCUGCUGUUCGACCUGGAGAACAUCCCUUCAAACAAGACAGAGCUGAUCCACCAGGCCGGCAUGCUGAAAAGGAAUUGUUUUGCCUCCGUCUUCGAGAAAUACUUCAACUUUCAAGCAGAGGGCAAGGAGGGAGAGAAGCGUGCCCUGAUUCAUUACCGUGACGAUGAGACCCUCUACGUGGAAGCCAAAAAGGACCGCGUGACAGUGGUCUUCAGCACGGUUUUCAAGGAUGAUGAUGACGUUGUGAUUGGAAAGGUCUUUAUGCAGGAGUUCAAGGAGGGUCGGAGGGCAAGCCACACGGCCCCCCAGGUGCUGUUCAGCCACCGGGAACCUCCCCUGGAACUGAAGGAUACCAAUGCUGCUGUGGGUGACAACAUCGGCUAUAUCACCUUCGUCCUGUUCCCUCGACACACCAACCCCAGCACCCGUGAUAACACCAUCAAUUUGAUUCAUACCUUCAGAGAUUACCUGCAUUACCACAUCAAGUGCUCCAAGGCUUACAUCCACACCCGUAUGAGGGCCAAGACAUCGGACUUCCUCAAGGUGCUGAACCGUGCACGCCCUGAGAGUGAGAAGAAGGAAAUGAAGACUAUGUCGUUUUUCCGUGGCAGACUACCGUUCUGCUUUUUACAGAAAAGAGUCUUUGGCGAUAGUCCAGUAGCCCCAGUGCGUAGGGAGUGGACAGGGAGCGCAGUGCAGUCUCGGAGAGUCAGGGGGAAGACCUUUACUGCCCGAUAAUAAACUGGCGGCCACAGAUGGGCGAGGAAAGCCCAAAAGCCUCCCCAAUCCCUCCCCCACAAACACACACAAAGAAUCAUUGCCGUGGUCAGCGGGACCUUUCCAGUGCAUUCCCAGAAAUAUUCCCCACCUUCUGUCAUUUUCCAAGCUUCCCUUGUGUUGAAUUCCUACUUCCUGGGACCCUCCCAAUGGAAAUAAAAGCCCCUUCACCUCUCCGAUCCGUGUCCUUAACAUUUCGCUGUUGCUUUCCAUGGCCUGUAAUAAAUCGAUUCAGUAUGUUACUCCCAGUCCCUGCCCUCGAACUGUGCCGCAGCGCUGACGGAGACAGUAGCACUUCCAGAAAAAUAAAGUUUUUGUAUGUCA